UCUAUGAAGUCUUCGUUCUUUGAUUAAAACGUGCAAACUAUUACUAAUAAUAUCACAAAGCAAUUCAGCUUGAAGAGAAAACAAGUUUUACUCAAAUUUGCUUACUAUUAGCUGUUUUUUAGUUAAUACAUAAGUAUUGGCGCCGGCGGGACAAAUGGGAUCAUCGGAUGAGUUUGCAGACCGGUGGAGGCGGAGUUUCGAGACAUUCGACGUGAACAAGAGUGGCUGCAUUGACAGUGAGGAGCUGAAAAAACUGAUGCAGGUAUGUCAACUUAACCCCAGCCAAUCAGAUGUGGACGAGCUCAUGGAGAAAUUCGACGAAAAUGAGUCUGGUACACUGGGCGAGGAUGAGUUCGUGCAGCUGAUGCACUACUUCCUGGAGCAAGGACACCCGGAUCCCUAUCAACAAUUGGAGGAGAGCUUCCAGUUCUUCGACGAGGAAGGCACUCAACGCAUUCCUAUUGACCGCAUGCUUGAGAUUGUUCAGUCACUCGGCGAGCCCCUGAGUGAAGCGGAAAAGGAGGACUUCUUAGCAGAUCUUCAGGCAAUCGACAACGACAACUCGGGCACAAUCGAAAUGUCCGAGUUCAUUCAGUUGAUUUGCAACCAGGAAGACAUCUACCGCAAACAACCACCCCCUCCCCCACCCCCAGUCCCGGAGGACGAGGAGGGAGACGAAGAACGGAGGCCGGGGGCAUUUGUACACGAAGAGGAUCCAAUUGAGGUGACGGAAGAAGCACCCCCUAUGUCUGGAACUCCACCACCCCCACCUGCACCCGAAGAUUAGCAACAUUAUCGGGAGCUCAUCGUGACUUUGACUCAAAUACAAAAUUGCCACAAUAGCACUUUGCAUUUAAUUAUUCCUUAAGUUUAAUUUCAACUGCUGCGUUUGAAUUUCAAGAUGUCUCGAGUUAGGUAUUGGAACGUUUCAACCCAUUUU
Messenger RNA from Symsagittifera roscoffensis, 940 nucleotides. RefSeq names its product troponin C-like. The transcript has 5 exons. Gene Ontology annotation, cellular component: myosin II complex. Gene Ontology annotation, molecular function: calcium ion binding. Lineage: Eukaryota; Metazoa; Xenacoelomorpha; Acoela; Convolutidae. The record is from RefSeq and is a predicted model, not a curated record. The coding region runs from base 155 to 787 and encodes 210 amino acids.